Molecule: messenger RNA, 651 nt
Organism: Aegilops tauschii subsp. strangulata
Lineage: Eukaryota; Viridiplantae; Streptophyta; Magnoliopsida; Poales; Poaceae
Product: wall-associated receptor kinase-like 8
Source: RefSeq, a predicted model, not a curated record
AUGACCGUCUUGGACGCCUUCUCUACUAGCCUUUCUGACAUUGACAUGGUUUGUGUGGAGAUCUUUCCAGAAAAAGUCAACAUCAGAAAAUCUUCAAAGUUCAAGAAAGCAGUCCAAAAUAUAUUUGCAGAACAUAUAAGAACAGAACAAGUGUGGCGAUGUGCCGAUGUGUCCAUCCCCUGCCCCUUCGGCAUCGGCACUGGUUGUGCUGCCGCCAGCCUGAGUAGCUAUUUCAUCAUCACCUGCAACAACACCUUCCAGCCACCACGACCUAUGAUUAGUGGUGGCGUUCCAAAAACCAAAGAGGUCAUCGACAUCUCCCUGGAGCGUGGUGAGAUGUGCAUGUAUGGUCCCGUCAGCUACAGCUGCUUCACACCGAACAGCACCAUGUCAGGCAACACAACAAGUGAGUUCAGCCUGGAGGGCACGCCGUUCAUCCUAUCAACCACCCGGAACCGAUUCGUGGCCAUCGGCUGCAACACUGUACGCCUCAUAGGCGGGUCUAUGCACGGCGACACCGACCCGUACGUGACCGGCUGCUACUCCUACUGCCAUGGCCUUAACAGCACAUCUGAUGGUGCCCCAUGCAUUGGAAUGGGAUGCUGCGAGAUCACCAUAGGCUCAAAUGUCCAAGGCAAAAUCGAGCUAUAA